Messenger RNA from Aplosporella prunicola CBS 121167, 1409 nucleotides. RefSeq lists its product as uncharacterized. Gene Ontology annotation, biological process: polyketide metabolic process. The record is from RefSeq and is a predicted model, not a curated record. Bases 78 to 1283 code for a protein of 401 amino acids. Lineage: Eukaryota; Fungi; Ascomycota; Dothideomycetes; Botryosphaeriales; Aplosporellaceae. The transcript has 3 exons.
CAAUGCCCGGCGGCCGUCGCGGCCUGUUCCACUUGUUUCUGGCAACUGCACCAUCAUCUGCUCUCUAACUUCACACAAUGGCUACUCUCAAAGUGCACAGCGGCAGCAGCUUCCUCACCUGGAAAGCUACGACUCCACGCCUGUAUAUCACGGCCGAGGAUGACGAGUUUGACGAGUACACGAUUGGAGCCUGGCAGGAUGAAGGAUUCGAUGUCGUCUAUCUCCCCUUCCGAGGUGGCGGCAAGCAGUAUGUGCGGAAGCUCCACGGCCUAGGCGAGAGCUUGGGCGUGGGAGGGACGUAUGCCAUCGUAGCGUUUGGCGAUGCGGCAGCGGUCUGUCUCGAGACCUUCAUCCGGCAGGACCUGAAACUCGCGGCUCUGGUGGCCUACUACCCCUCGUCGAUCCCGGACCCGCAGACAACGUACGCGCCGUCGCUGCGCGUGCUGGUGCAUCUCGCGGGCGCGCAGGUCGGCGUCAACCGCAACUCGGAGAUCCUGGGCAUCCAGGGCAAGAGACGGACGGUGCAGAAGAGGAUCACGCCGGGCAUUGGUACCGGCGGCACCCAGAAGCUGUCGUACCCUUGCUAUACGUACCAGGGCGUGCAGCCGGGCUUCGCGGAGCAUGAUUUGGAUGAGUAUGACAAGGUUGCCGAUGCCGUGUCGUGGAGCCGCUCGCUCGACACGAUCCGCAAAGGCUUCUCUGCCGAACUGGACAUUGAGCGCGCGUGGGAAGAGAACGAAGAGCACAAAUACCACAAGCCGAACGUCGCGGAGAUGCUGCGGACGAUGACGGACGUGCCCAAGCCAACAGUGACAUACACGCCGACGAUGACGGGCGGCAAAGGAAAAGCGGACCUAGCGCGCUUCUACGAGGAGUUCUUCCUGCCCUCGCUAGCGCCGCAGUCCGGCGCGCCCACGAACUUGAAGACGCGCCUGCUCUCGCGCACCAUUGGCGUCGACCGCAUCGUCGACGAGCUCUUUGUUUCCUUCAAGCACACGCAACCCAUGCCGUGGAUCCUGCCCGGCGUGCCGCCGACCAACUGCACCGUCGAGACGGUGCUGGUGAGCAUUGUGGCUGUGCGUGCCGGGAAGCUGCGCUCCGAGCGCGUGUACUGGGACCAGGCGGCUGUGCUGGUGCAGGUGGGCUUGCUCGAUCUGGACGAUGUGCCUGAGGCUAUGCGCAAGCGCGGGGUCAAGGAGUUGCCGAUUUGUGGCGAGGAGAGCGCGCGUAAGGCUGUGGAUGAGGAGUGUGAGCCGUGGAACGAACUUCUUGAGGAUUGGUAGGGGGAUGGAGAGUAUGGUUUGUGUAUUUGGCGGGGCGUUUGGCAUAGCGCUGGGUAUACAUGUUUGGAAAGGUCGGUAAUCAUGCAGGUAGGACGUUUUUAAUGUAUUUCAUGGCCAAGCUAGAGC